AAAUGCAGCCCUCCCUGAACUCUCCGUGUCGUCUUCAAGUUCACUGUCUCCACUAUGCUCAGACGCAGCAGCGUAGUCGCCAGCGCAUUCGCGAGAAAUCUCGCUUCUGCGGGACAGAGACGUCUUGCGUCCACCAAGACGAUCAGGGAGGUACUCGAGGAGGUCGUCCCUGCCAAGAGGGCUCAGCUACAAGCUCUGAAAGCUGAACACGGGCAAGCUGUCCUGGGCGAUGUCAAGGUUGAGCACCUCCUUGGAGGCAUGCGCGGUCUAAAGGCCAUGCUGUGGGAUGCGUCUGUUCUGGAUCCGAACGAGGGUAUUCGCUUCCACGGGUUGAGCAUUCCAGACUGCCAGAAGGCCCUCCCUCCGGCUCCGGGCGGAAAGGAGAUUAUCGCCGAAAGUAUGCUCUGGUUGCUUCUGACAGGCAAAGUGCCCACCGAAGCCGAGACGCGUCAGCUGUCCAAGGAACUCGCGGAGAGAGGACAGCUUCCAAAGCAUGUUGAGAAAUUGCUCGAUGAGCUUCCUGCGAGCUUGCAUCCUAUGACGCAGUUGGGCAUGGGUGUCGCUGCAUUGAACCACGAUAGCGCGUUUGCAUCAGCUUACGAGCGGGGGAUUAAGAAGACUGAAUACUGGACAUAUGCUCUGGAAGACUCCAUCAACCUCAUCGCGAAACUUCCCGCCAUUGCCGCUCGUAUCUACCGGAAUGCGUACAAGCCUGGUACCCCCAUUGCUGGCGUUGACAAAGAUUUGGAUCUUGUCGGCAACUACGCCAAUAUGCUAGGCUUUGGUGAUAACCAUAACCUUACUGAAUACCUCCGUCUCUAUAUCGCUCUCCAUGGUGAUCACGAGGGUGGUAAUGCAUCCGCGCACACCGCUCAUUUGAUCGGCUCGACUCUGGCGGAUCCUUUCAUCGCCUAUGCAGGCGCGUUGUAUGCCCUUGCUGGGCCUCUCCACGGUUUGGCAAACCAGGAAGUGCUGCGCUGGCAGCUCAACAUGCGCAAGGAACUCGGCGAUAACCUCACGCAUGAUCAUAUCAAGGAGUUCCUGUGGAAGACCCUGAAGGGCGGACAAGUUGUCCCGGGAUACGGCCACGGUGUCUUGCGCAAUCCGGAUCCGCGCUUCACAGCUCUGUUGCAAUUCUGCGAGACCCGUCCGGAAUUGCUCGCUGACCCAGUCAUUCAGAUGGUCAAGAAGACCUCAGAGGUUGCGCCGACUGUGCUCAGGGAACACGGCAAGUCGAAGAACCCACAUCCGAAUGUCGACGCUGCAUCUGGCUGCGUCUUGUACCACUACGGCAUCACCCAGUUUAAGUACUAUACGGUCAUCUUCGGUGUUUCAAGAGCUCUCGGUGCUCUCACGCAGAUCGUCUGGGCGAGAGCUCUCGGCCUCCCAAUUGAACGUCCGAAAUCGCUUUCUAUGGACGCUAUUGAGAAGCAGAUCAAGCAGUAGUCGUCAUUUAUCAAGCUACCGGACUCGUGUUGGUGCAAACAGUACCAAUGAAAUCGGGGGUUUCAGAUGUUUUAUUCAAAGUAUACAUAGGACUUGAAGCUGUCGAUGUACCGAGGUACAACCCGAAACAAACGACUUAUAUAACGUUGGCACAAAGCAGUUGCGCUUUGAGACGGGUGGCGAAUGAAAUGGGAAGCGAAUGACCGGUCAUGCUAGGACGCCAUGGCAAUACGUGGGUGUCAAGACAACAAAAGGAUCAGAAGUCCGCCAGAAUGUUUGAAGAUUACAAGGAUACCGAUACCAAGAAACGCCAUCCCAGCUGGAAAGCAAGAACUUGUGAAUCUGUGAAUAUUAAUGUCCCAGAAAGAGGUGCAAGUGAUCAGAAAACCCGAGAGUAAAAGAGAUGGGACCAGGUAAGGGAAGCGAGGCAGAUACUUAGAAUCGGUUGCCGGGCUGAGGCGGGGGGCCGCCGCGACCAGGUCCCGGGUAGCCGCCGUGCGGGGGUGGCGGUCCUCCAGGGCCAGGACGGGGACCAGGAUAGCCUUGGCCUGGGCCAGGCACUGGGUAUCCUUGAGGCAGUGGGGCGCCGUAUCCUGGAGCGGGACGGGGCCCACCAUUGGGGUAUCCUUGGGGUGGUAUGCCCUGCAGGGGCAUAGGACCGCCGCGCCCGCCGGGCGGGGAAAUCGACAUCCCCUGUGGCGGCAUCCCUUGAGGUGGUGACAUCGGACCCCCACGGCCAACAGGUGGCACCGAACCUGCGCGCAUAGGCUGCUGCGGUCCUGGCGGUGGCGCAGCACCAGGAUCGCGAAGCGAGAUAGGUGUACGGCCGUUUGGUACACCUGGAGGAACCUGAGAGCCUGAAGCUCCUGGGGUGGGAGGGUUCUUGUCCGCUGCUUUGAUAAUCUCGUCGCUGAGAUGGGAUAGUGUUAGCAUUGAUUAAGACGCUUGAACACAUAUCACUUACUCGAGCAAGUUCAAAGCGGCACAAAGUACCACCCAUUCGACACAGUCUUCGUUGCCUUCACCAAGCGUCUGCCAGACCGCCUUCUCCUCGGGAGUCUUGCCAGUGAUGCUGAUUCGAGUUCCACCACCAUUUGGUCCUGGAGGAUUCUUUUGGAUUUUGCCAAAUUCGAUACGCUUGGGAGGUAUGUUAUGUCCAGCAUAUGCAAAAUAGAACAUGCUCCAGAAUGCAGCGUUAGGAUUAGGUUUCGAGAUCUGGAAGAGCGGAAGAUCUGCGGAGUCUGCAGAGGGCAAGGAAAGCUUAUAGAUCGGGGACAGGACGCCUGUAUUGGUUAUCGACCAUUUCAGGUUGCGUGAGGCCUCGCAGCGGACAACGCGUGAGCUGGAAGAGGAAUGGCCAGGGUCCGAUGCCGUCGCUUUGCCUGGUCCUGCAUUACCUCGUGGCGGGAAGAGCUUUGCGACACACAGAUCGCCUUGCGGAGAUGGUGUUAGAAGAUAGUUCUCGGUGUUCUGGGUCAUCUUGUGAGUGGGGGGAAAUGCUUGACGUCGAGCAUCGGACUCACGUAGUUGGUAUGCAGGUACGAAUACAAGAUAUUGGAAGGUUGGCCUGUGCACAAGGUAGGUGACCGCGUUAUACCAGGCACACGAGCAGUGCAUACCAUGGGGUGUGACAAUCAACGUUGGCAGGUGGUUGGGUAUUGGUGGGUGUGUCGGCGACGUGUAUACGGUAUAAAUAGCUAACGCGCAGGGC
Phanerochaete carnosa HHB-10118-sp is the source of this 3157-nucleotide messenger RNA. RefSeq lists its product as uncharacterized. Gene Ontology annotation, cellular component: mitochondrial matrix. The record is from RefSeq and is a predicted model, not a curated record. The coding region runs from base 55 to 1446 and encodes 463 amino acids. The transcript is spliced from 16 exons. Lineage: Eukaryota; Fungi; Basidiomycota; Agaricomycetes; Polyporales; Phanerochaetaceae. Gene Ontology annotation, biological process: carbohydrate metabolic process; tricarboxylic acid cycle.